Molecule: messenger RNA, 871 nt
Organism: Manihot esculenta (cassava)
Lineage: Eukaryota; Viridiplantae; Streptophyta; Magnoliopsida; Malpighiales; Euphorbiaceae
Product: fra a 1-associated protein
Exons: 2
Coding region: 70-639 (189 amino acids)
Source: RefSeq, a predicted model, not a curated record
GCUCCUAAGCAAGCAACGCAUGAUAAAUUGUGGAAUUUGCGAGGAGACUAGUUGUAGCAGAAACCGAAAAUGGGUUGGGUGUGGAGAGACGACGAGCCUGCUGAUGAAAUCAGCGAAUAUUGGAGAGGCCCUGAUUCAUCCUCUGGGAAGGUGUGCUCGACGAGGAAAGUGGUGAAGUCGCAGUGCAAUACGGAGGAGGUGGAGCCUGGAAAGUUCCUUAGGAAGUGCGAGAAAACUGAGGAGAUUCUCAGAGAAUGCCUUGGAGAGCCUGUUGAAGUGCUGAAGUCCAACAAGGAGUACACUGAAGAUGAUGUUACAGACCUGGUGGUUAAAGGGUCUUCUUCACUAGGCCAAUUUGAAAACUUGCCAUUCGGCUUACCAGGGCUCCGAAGUGAUAUUGAAGGCAUUGAACGACACUUCCUUGGUGGAAUCAAUAGAUUUUUUGACGCAGCUGAACAGUUUAAGAGUAGCCUUUUCGAUGAUUUUGGGGACUCGUACAAGGAGAAUCCAUCCUGUCCUCCAUCUAUGAGGAGAGGGAUACCAAUUGAAGACUAUCCACAAAAAAGGGAGGCCUCUCCUAAACAAAGGGGGACUGAUACUGGUAAUGUUGAUCUUUCUGGUUUAGCUAGAGAUGUCUGAGUUGCUCUGUUGAUGAUUUGCUCGAGCAGACAAUUGUUGUUCCCUUCCUUUUUCAUGUGACUAGUGAAACAUGGCUGCCGGAGUUUGUGCUGGAAUCUAAAGUCAUAUUCUCUUGAAUAUGAAAACGAAUUUGCUUCUCAUUGAUAAGUUGAAACUAAGGAUGAUCACUGUGGUUAAUUUGAUAGAUGAUUUUCAUGAAGUUAAUUAUGAUAUGAUACUCUUAAUCGCUGUA